This is a messenger RNA of Pomacea canaliculata, 767 nucleotides long. RefSeq lists its product as uncharacterized. The coding region runs from base 161 to 469 and encodes 102 amino acids. The record is from RefSeq and is a predicted model, not a curated record. Lineage: Eukaryota; Metazoa; Mollusca; Gastropoda; Architaenioglossa; Ampullariidae. The transcript has 3 exons.
ACACCUUACUACAGAUGCCCAGUAGCCCAGAGGCGCUGGAGGUGCAGUUGAGCGAACUCAGUCUGGAGAAGACGCUGUGCUACUGUCAGCGAUUUCCUCUGAAAAUGGUGGAGUUCGUUAAGACAAUGCCGACUUCCGGUCACUACAGGUCCGAGACCAGAUGGCGGCCUCCAAGUUCAGCGCCAUGCUGGUCAUGAUGCUGAAGAGCUCCGCGUUGUUCUGUGAGGAGCGCGACGCGUGGAUCAAGGAGUUCGGCGAACUGCCCGUCUCCACGUUCGCUCGCGUCACGCGACACGAGCAGGUCAUAGGUCACUACGCCGAUUUCUGCCGCAACCUCAAGAGAAUCCUCAAGAACGACUACUCCGCCUUUGUCCUUCUCACCUGCAUGGUUCUCUUCGACCCCUUGGCACGGACCUCUUCGACCGCCAGGCUGUCAACAGCCUCCACGACAAGUACACCAUCCUUCUGAAGCAUUACCUCGAGUCCCAGUUCUCCUACGUGUUCGCGGCAGAUUACCUGGCGGCGCUUCUAGACAGCAUUGUGGAGGGCAAGAUGGUGGCCGUUGAAAUGACGGCAAUGUUCAACGGGUGGAAAUCUACCCUGGACCCACUCAUGGUGGAAGUUAUGAAUCUCACGUAAAAUCACCCAGCAUCGCCAACUUCAGACAUUUCUAGCUUUACAUGCUUCUGAGAAAUUUCAACCAAAGAACCAAAACGGAAUGUGAAACUCGAAUUAAAAUAAAAAUAAGUCCCAAUGAAGCUAAGCCA